AUGACCCCUCCGUCGCCAGACGUACACAAGGCACUUGACUUGGUCGACCGUGUCCCACUUGAACAUCCUGCGUCCGCUCUAUUACGCGCCUACAUUCUCGAGGCCGUCCAGGCUCAGACGGCUGCAGAUUACGUACAAAGCCGAUUGACAACCGACGGACAUGCUGGUCUUCUUGUUACCGAUUGGAUUUAUGUUGUUGACUCAGUCAUCUCUGGCACCCAGCCGCGAGCCCCUUCGUCUGAUGAGAUCAAUGCCAUUAUUAAGCGAGACGGAGGUAUAUGCUGCGUAACAGGAAAGCAGGGUAGCCUCUGGGACCCCGUAAUUGUUGCCCCGAUUCUACCUGUGCCAGCUGCGUGGCUCAAAGACCAGCCACGUAUUAUAGAGCUACUUGUAGCCUUCUUUGGACCCCAGUACUUUGAUUGGUGGCGUUGGUUUAUCGGUAGACCUGAGAUAUAUUCACCUUAUCAAACUCACUGGCUUGUCCGUAGGAGCGUGCAUAAAGAAUUCCAGCGCGGCAUCGUCAAAUUAAUAAGAUUGACUUCAUCCAUGAUUGAGUUUAGAGUCGAGCAUGUUCUUAUUGAUGAUCAGCAACCUGUCGAUGUGAACGGCGCGAUUGCUUUGCUAGGUGAUCAUUCACGGCAGGGAAUUGAGAAGGCCGAUGCACGGCUGAUUGGUUCGCACGCCCGCUUCUCCAGAAGUAUCCAGCUAGUGAAUCUUGCAAGGACCAUCGCCCCCGGUCUUUUCUUUGAGCGGAAAUCCAUCACAGAUGUCCCUCAACAGCAUUUCCCAGUUCGAAUGCGCUCUGGUAGCCUCGGUCUGGAAUACGCGUUCAUGCGUCCAAUGAUGCUUUUGUGGCGGUUUUUCCCAUCCACAAUUCGUAUCGCGGCAUACGGGCUGUUGCAAAAGCUCGGAAACCGCUUCUACGGAAAAGAUGGAGAUGCGCAGGUUCAAAGGUUGCCUUUUGGACUAUACCUCAAGUGUAACUCCAACCCGGACACCCUGAGGAACGAGUAUAAUGCCCUUAAGGUCUUGGAACAAAAGACAAACAUCCCUGCGCCAAGAGUGUUCGAUGUAAUCUCUCAGCACACUGGCGAAGAUGAUUUCAGUUAUCUCCUCAUGAGUAGGGUUCCAGGCACAACAUUGGCAACAUGUCGGGAUGCGCUCUCUGACCAAGACUAUGCCAACCUCUCCGCUCAACUCAAGGACUGCGUCUCACAGCUUCGGGACAUCCCAAAGCCGAUCAACAAUGGUAUGGCCAUCUGCAAUACGUUGGGCGAAGCCUGUCGCGACCCGCGAAUUCGAGAUUGGGCCCCUAUCGGACCCUUUCCAGAUGAAGCGUCGUUUAGCCAGAAUCUACGCUUCUCAGAUGAGCCCAGCCGGCGUGGGCAUAAAAUUGUUUUUACGCACGGAGACCUCAACCCUCGCAACAUCAUGAUGGAAAGAACUAAAAGCUCUGCAGGAGCCAUAGGGUGGCGGUUAAGCGGAAUUAUAGACUGGGAAACAGCAGGAUAUUAUCCUGAGUAUUGGGAUUACACCAAGAGCAUGUUUGAGGGAUUUCGUUGGCCAAGAAGGCACAACGAGAUGAUGCAAGACGUAUUUAAUGAGUUUGGCGACUAUAGCAAGGAAUUGGAUGUAGAGAGGCGGGCAUGGGAGUCAGGAGACGGGAUUUAA
Molecule: messenger RNA, 1671 nt
Organism: Fusarium oxysporum Fo47
Lineage: Eukaryota; Fungi; Ascomycota; Sordariomycetes; Hypocreales; Nectriaceae
Product: kinase-like domain-containing protein
Exons: 4
Coding region: 1-1671 (556 amino acids)
Source: RefSeq, a predicted model, not a curated record